AUGACACCUGGUGGAAUUACGCGAAAAAGGUACUUGACCGUGGAAGGAGUUUCGCAUUAUCGGGGAGCCUCAGCCAACUUGGAAACUAACCAAACAGCGCCCUGCUCGAAGUAUGCAAAGGAGGUUAGUGAUUAUUCACUUAAAGUUUUAUCGCAAUACCACUCUUUUUUUGCAAGUUUUACGCAUUUAAACAGGAUUAAAUCACCGGGAACAACAGAGGCCAGCGAAGCGACAUUCAAUAGGACGGAAGUUGAACGAAUAAGAAAGUGGGUUUUGACCUAUUUCAACCCCAACAAAGACCUCACCGUGAACAAGUCCCAAGUCUACCCAGGAAAACGCAUCAGGUACGAACUCGAACGGCGAGGGAAGAAGCCUAAAAUAACCCAAGAAUUCUACCGCCUAGUUCCCGAGUCGUCACCCCUUCUUGACAAGCACUUCCGGUCUUGUGCUGUCGUGGGGAAUUCUGGGAUCCUGCUAGGCAGCCGUUGUGGUCCUCAGAUCGACUCAGCAGACUUCGUGUUCAGAUCGAACCUUCCUGUAAUUGAAGGCUAUGAGAAGGACGUGGGGACAAAGUCUAACUUCACCACCAUGAAUCCGUCUGUUCUCUCGCACAACUACGAAGGAGACCUUGAAAAUGAAUCGGUCCUACGAGAGAAGUUUGUAAAACGACUGCGUCUCCUCGAGGACCAGAUUCUGCACAUCCCUGCCUUUGUGUCGCCCAUAGGAUAUACAAACGUGGAGAUCACUAACAGAGUGAUACUUCAAUAUCAACUGCCGGUCAAGUUAUCGUACGCGCCAUGGAACACAAAUGAAAAGAUAAUGGCGAUGUGGAACAACUCAGAGUUCAGGGUAAACCGACCAUCGACAGGGAACGUCUUAUUCACCGUUGCGGCCUGCCUGUGCGACCAGAUACACCUGUACGGGUUCUACCCGUUUCUAACGGACCGAGAUGGACAAAGGAUAAAAUACCACUACUAUGGACACAUGAAAAAACGGUACUUCGAUCCUACUCACGAAAUGACUGAAGAGUAUCGGGCGUUGCAGGCGCUCCACCAGCGGAAGGCACUGGUACUGCAUACAGAGCCUUGUUAUGACGUACAUUAGUCUGUGUAACACAAACUCUGCUGUCCGGGGCUGUA
Messenger RNA from Branchiostoma floridae (Florida lancelet), 1139 nucleotides. RefSeq names its product CMP-N-acetylneuraminate-poly-alpha-2,8-sialyltransferase-like. The transcript is spliced from 4 exons. Gene Ontology annotation, biological process: oligosaccharide metabolic process; N-glycan processing. Lineage: Eukaryota; Metazoa; Chordata; Leptocardii; Amphioxiformes; Branchiostomatidae. Gene Ontology annotation, molecular function: alpha-N-acetylneuraminate alpha-2,8-sialyltransferase activity. The record is from RefSeq and is a predicted model, not a curated record. Bases 1 to 1104 code for a protein of 367 amino acids.